AAAGCCCUAAUUCGCUAAAACUUCGGGACUUCAUUUUUGCCGUCCGGUAGGUCGGGACCCUUUCGCGAGGGCCGAACAAAAUUUAAAUCGGGCGGCCCCUCAAAGACUACAUCGUCAAAGACCACGGCGAUAGGACCUUUUUCCUUAAGGAACGGCACAACCCUCUUGCAACGUCGCUCCCAGGCCAUACCGCCACCAUGAGCGGACUACGCAGUAACGCCGCGCCUGUGCGCUCGAUGGAGGACGACAGCGAUGUCGAAGAGGAGGCCCUCGUCGCCGACUACCGUGAGCAGGUCCAGUACGAGGACGGCAUGGAGGAUCUCGACCACGCCAACUCCCUGACUAUGGCCCAGCAGACCGACGACAUCCAGUCGCGGCUCGUUGCCGCCGCUCAACCUCUGGACUUCUCCGCGCCCCUCGAGGUCAAGUUCCAGAGCUACGAUUCCUACUGCAACCUGUUCCACUUCAUCCUCAACUCCGAUGGGCCCGUCGACCUAGAACCACCAUCCCACUACUGGGCCUGGGACGUCAUUGACGAGUUCAUCUACCAGUUCAACUCCUUCUCCUCCUACCGCCUACGGAUCGCUAGGCAAGCGAGAGAUAACGAGGAGGAGCGCCAGAUCCUGCGCGAGAAUCCCAAUACUUGGGGUUGCUACAGUGUCCUCAAUGUCCUGUACUCGCUCAUCCAGCGAUCGCAGAUAAUCGAGCAACUCGCUGCCAUGAAGCGCAACGAGGAUCCUGCCGCCGUCGCUGGCGAGUAUGGCUCUAAAACCCUGUAUAGGAUGCUUGGUUACUUCUCAAUUAUCGGGUUGCUGCGCGUCCACUGUCUCCUCGGCGACUUCAGCCUAGCCCUCAAAACCCUUGAUGACAUUGAGCUGAACAAGAAGGCCAUGUUUGCGCGUGUUAUGGCUGCACACUUCACUACCUACUACUACGUAGGCUUUUCCUACAUGAUGAUGCACCGAUACGCCGACGCUAUCCGCAUGUUCAGCCACAUCCUCGUCUACGUAUCACGUACCAAGAACUUCCAGAAGAAUGCUCAAUACGAUUCCAUCACCAAGAAGAACGACCAGAUGUACGCCCUAAUUGCCAUCUGUGUCGCCUUCCAGCCAACUCGCCUCGACGACACUAUCCACACUGCCUUGAGGGAGAAGUACGGAGACCAACUCCUCAAACUGCAGCGCGGCGGCCCGGAGUCGUUGCCCAUCUUUGAGGAGCUGUUCAAGGCGGCCUGCCCCAAGUUCAUCUCGCCCGUCCCCCCCGACUUCGACAACCCCGAGGCCAACGUUGAUCCAAUCGACCAUCAUCUAUCCAUCUUCAUGGACGAGGUUAAGACGAACAUGUGGAACCCCACUGUGAAGUCUUACUUGCGUCUCUACACGACCAUGGACCUCAAGAAACUUGCCGGUUUCCUCGAGGUACAGCCUGAGGAGCUGCGUUCCUGGCUACUCGUCAACAAGCAGCGCACCAAGCAGCUGCGGUGGACUGAUCAUGCUCUACUGGAAGGGGAGUGGGUUAACGUCAGCGAUCUGGAUUACGCAUUGCAAGGGGAUUUGAUUCACAUCUCGGAAGCCAAGGUCGGACGUAAGCUGGUAGACUGGUAUCUCCGCAACCUGUCGCGGACAUACAACUAAGGUAGUCUUACAUCACUCCGUCAUACCGAGCGGUGACGAAGACGUUAUCUUGCCUAUGGGGGCACCCAGAGAACGUAAAGGAAGGAAUCCUGUCCCUUCGGCAGGGCCGGAAAACAGGGGCAAAGGGACAUUGGCGAGCAGAACUACGGGGUCCUUCUCACCCGGUUUGUCCCUACGUUUGCAUUGCAUAGGCGUCAUGGAAUUACGUGUGCAUGUGUGUAUGGGUACGUCUGUGUGCUACUCACCGCGACGGCAGAGUAGGAAACACAAGCAGGGAGGGGCAGGUCAGCAAAGGAGAGGAUACCAGUAGACUAUACGACCAACUAUUCGACCAGCUGGACCUAAUUCAUCGGUCUAUAUAUCCAACUACCGAUCUACCCACCCACUUGCCAGGCUUUCCGAUCGAGCCGGUGAGAGAGAAAACCAACCUUAGAAGAGCGGAGUAGAAGGGAAGAGGUGGGAUAGAACGUGGCUGUAUACGCCACGGAGGCCAAGGGCGCGGAGGUGUGGGUAGUCGGUCAGUCGAGCAACGACCUGCGUACGGACGGCGUCGCCGACCUACCUACCUAUAUGGCGAAGCCAGCCUGCAAACCUAGCCUAUGGAAGGGAGUGAGGGUGUAUGUAGGUCCACAAGAAGGGCUAUUCAUCUACCUAAGUACGGCGCCUACGUGUAGUAUGUAUGAACACGCGUUACUAGCAAAUAGAUGCACACACUAAAGUCCUACCUGA
Messenger RNA from Durotheca rogersii, 2363 nucleotides. RefSeq names its product eukaryotic translation initiation factor 3 subunit. The record is from RefSeq and is a predicted model, not a curated record. Gene Ontology annotation, molecular function: translation initiation factor activity. Gene Ontology annotation, biological process: translational initiation. Gene Ontology annotation, cellular component: cytoplasm; eukaryotic translation initiation factor 3 complex. Bases 198 to 1634 code for a protein of 478 amino acids. Lineage: Eukaryota; Fungi; Ascomycota; Sordariomycetes; Xylariales; Xylariaceae. The transcript is spliced from 3 exons.